AUGGACCCCCGAGACUUCGCACACUUCGAAGAUAAUGGACUCUCACGCUUCUACCACUUCUUCCGAUCCAAUCAGCUACUACAGUUCCCAGAUCUACCCAGACAUACACCACUAAACACUUUCGAUCACUUCAGGUAUAUACAGAUCCGCAGCUUUCUACAAAACCCCCAACACACCUCCACAGCCUCUGCUAACCUAGCCCAAUUCGAGCGCGAUUGCGUACACAACCCGAUACACAAAGGCCAAAUCUCCUUCAUAUACCUCCAACUCAACUCCUCCUCUUCAGCGGACGCACUCUCCUACACUAAAACAUGGGAAAAAGACAUUGGCCCCCCCAACGAUCCCUUGGACUGA
Molecule: messenger RNA, 354 nt
Organism: Pelobates cultripes (western spadefoot toad)
Lineage: Eukaryota; Metazoa; Chordata; Amphibia; Anura; Pelobatidae
Source: the annotation of a GenBank genome assembly